Python bivittatus (Burmese python) is the source of this 1659-nucleotide messenger RNA. RefSeq names its product cytokine induced apoptosis inhibitor 1 (gene CIAPIN1). NCBI's taxonomy places the organism in Eukaryota, Metazoa, Chordata, Lepidosauria, Squamata, Pythonidae. The record is from RefSeq and is a predicted model, not a curated record. Gene Ontology annotation, biological process: iron-sulfur cluster assembly. Gene Ontology annotation, molecular function: iron-sulfur cluster binding. Gene Ontology annotation, cellular component: cytoplasm.
UUUCGGAACUCCGGGGCCUGCCAGUGCCGGUGCCGCCAUCGUUGAAGCGGGUCGGGGGACGGGAGCCGCUUUCCCAGUCCGCCCCGUCGCCAUCUUUGAAAAGGGCAGGCCCAGUCGAGGAGCGGAGAAAGACGGCUGCCGGGCCGGGAAGCACGAGGGGAGACCGAUCUUGAAUUAAUUCCAGCAUGGCAGAGCAUGGGAUCUCUAUCAGUCAACAAGUGGCUGUGGUUUGCGAUAGUUACUCCUCUCCCGAGGCACUCCAGAAAUUUAUCCAGGAUGUUCAAGCAGUUGUUGGAGCUGAAGGUCAUGUUUCUGUAGAAAACAUCAAUCAGCUGCUUUACUCAUCCCACAAAGAGUCCAGUUUUGAUGUGGUGUUAUCAGGGCUGGUACCCGGCAGCCUAACGCAGCACAACACCGAAGUUCUUGCUGAAAUAGCUCGGGUUGUCAAGCCUGGAGGUCGUGUCCUUUUAAAAGAAGCGGUGACCACCGAAACAGGUAACAAUGACAAACUCAAGACAGUAAGCAAACUACGAACAAUUGUGACACUCUCUGGAUUGGUUGAGGUAAAAGAGCUGCAGAAGGAGGCUUUAACUUCAGAGCAAAUUCAGACUAUCCAGAAGCAUCUAGAUCUGCAAUGCAAUGAAAUUCUCAUAGUUCAGCUGGAAGGCAAGAAGCCCAAUUUUGAGGUUGGAUCUUCAAGUCAGCUCAAGCUUUCUAUUGUCAAGAAACCCACACCUGAAAAACCAAGGGUGGAUCCCACUGCUGCAAAACUCUGGACUCUUUCUGCCAACGACAUGGAUGAUGAGGACGUGGAUCUCCUGGAUUCAGAUGAGCUUCUGGAUCCUGAGGAUUUGAAAAAGCCAGAUCCAGCAUCUCUCAAAGCACCUUCUUGUAAGGAAUCUGGAAAGAGGAAAGCCUGUAAGAAUUGCACCUGCGGCCUUGCUGAAGAACUAGAGCAGGAGAAGAAAAAUGCACAGCCAAGAUCUGCUUGUGGCAAUUGCUACCUGGGGGAUGCCUUCCGCUGUGCCAGCUGCCCUUACCGAGGCAUGCCAGCCUUCAAGCCUGGUGAGAAAAUCCUUCUGAGCGAAAACAACCUUCAGGACUCCUGAAAGAGGAGCAGCAGCCAAUGGCUUCCUCUGCGAUUCUUCAUGGUUUGGACACAACUCACGCAGGGUGGUUUCUCUAAUAAAGAGGAAGGGAAGUCUGGACUUGGUGGGUAAUUAGGAACCAGAGAGGUGGACCAAUGUGAGUUAAAAGGAGGGACUCAUGCUCCAGAUUCCCUUCUCAGCUGGGAUCACUUUCAGGACUCAUCCCUUUCUGGCAUCUUGACUGCCAAUUCUUUUUAAGGGUGCAUGGGGGUUUGCAUCUAGAUUCUGGCCAUUAUCAUAUGCUCUGUAGAUGAAAAGAUUCUGCUAGUAAGCAGCAUCAGCCCUGGAGCUACUCAGAAUUCGAAAGUGCUACCUUGUCUUACUGAGCCAACGCAUGAGAAACCUUUUUGUUUACUUGGCCUGCAGAAUGUGGCACUGCAAAACACCAAACAGUGUAGGUGGGUGGUGGGUGAUGUUGGCUUGUAGUCAAAAUUGCAUAGUCUGUCUUCAUUCUCAGUUUUGUGCCAAUGACGGGAUGUGAGGAUUCAAAAUUAAACUUGUGAAACUCCUA